Messenger RNA from Nerophis lumbriciformis (worm pipefish), 873 nucleotides. RefSeq lists its product as uncharacterized. Gene Ontology annotation, molecular function: DNA-binding transcription factor activity, RNA polymerase II-specific; RNA polymerase II cis-regulatory region sequence-specific DNA binding. Gene Ontology annotation, biological process: regulation of transcription by RNA polymerase II. Lineage: Eukaryota; Metazoa; Chordata; Actinopteri; Syngnathiformes; Syngnathidae. Gene Ontology annotation, cellular component: transcription regulator complex; chromatin; PcG protein complex. The record is from RefSeq and is a predicted model, not a curated record.
UCCUCCUUUACUCCACACACGCUUCUAAGCCUCGCUACUAACUACACUUUAUUCAUCCUCCGUGUCAGGAUAAACUCCACUCGUCUCAGUCAACUUUGGACAUUAUUAGGCCCGCUUAGCUUGCUACUUGUUUUAGCGCGCUAGUUAGCUUAGCUUGCUACUUGUUUUAGCGCGUUAGUUAGCUUAGUGUGCUAGUCAGCUUAGCGUGCUAGUUAGCUUAGCUUGUUAGCUGCUAACAAAGAGACGCGGAUUUGAUCAACACAUCGCUUAGUUAAGAUCAAGUGGAGUGUAAAGUGUUGUGAUUGUGUGAAAAUGUGUGAAAGAACGAUAGCAGAGUACAAAGAGGAACUUUCUCGGACAAACGAAGAGAACAAAAGACUACGUCAACUACUGGACGCUGUUUUCAAGAAACCUCAAGUUGUGUUACACAGAACAGACGUACAGCAGCCCCCCCACAUGAAAGAGGAAGAGGAUGAUCCACAGCCCACCCACAUAAAAGAGGAAGAGGGGGAUCCACAGCCCACCCACAUGAAAGAGGAAGAGGAUGAUCCACAGCCCACCCACAUGAAAGAGGAAGAGGGGGAACCACAGCCCCGCCACAUGAAAGAGGAAGAGGAUGAUACACAGCCCCUCACCAGAAAGAGGAAGAGGGGGAUCCAGAACCCACCCACACGAAAGAGGAAGAGGAUGAUCCACACAUGAAAGAGGAAGAGGAUGAUCCGCAGUCCACUCACAUUAAAGAGGAAGAGGAUGAUCCACAGCCCCGCCACAUGAAAGAGGAAGAGGAGGAUCCACACAUGAAAGAGGAAGAGGAUGAUCCACAGCCCCUUCACAUGAAAGAGGAAGAGGAGGAUCCACACAUGAAAGAGGAAG